This is a messenger RNA of Olea europaea var. sylvestris, 2195 nucleotides long. RefSeq names its product cryptochrome DASH, chloroplastic/mitochondrial. NCBI's taxonomy places the organism in Eukaryota, Viridiplantae, Streptophyta, Magnoliopsida, Lamiales, Oleaceae. Gene Ontology annotation, biological process: photoreactive repair. The transcript is spliced from 14 exons. The record is from RefSeq and is a predicted model, not a curated record. Gene Ontology annotation, molecular function: FAD binding; DNA photolyase activity; DNA binding. Bases 41 to 1786 code for a protein of 581 amino acids.
AACUCGUCAUUACUCAUGAAAACAAGAACUCCGUCCAAUCAUGCUCCAUUCUCUCUGCACAAAUUUACGUCCCAUAAAAACUCUUCCGCCAACAGAAUUCGCACUUUUCCUACACAAAUUCUCAACCAAUAAUACGAUGCAAUUUUCCAAACCUAUCCGCGCUGAAACAACGGUGCAUCAGGUGCCCGGUUUCUGUUCUGAAGAAAUCGACCGAAUAGCUGAACAGACGUUUCGGAGAUACACUGCUGAAUCAUUGCCCAAGAGGAAAGGCAAAGGGGUGGCCAUUGUUUGGUUCAGAAACGAUUUGAGGGUAUUGGAUAAUGAGGCUUUGCUUAUGGCCUGGGUUUCAUCGGAGGCUGUUUUGCCUGUGUAUUGUGUUGAUCCGAGGCUUUUUUCGACCACCCGUUACUUUGGUUUCCCUAAAACUGGAGGCCUGAGGGCACAAUUUCUUAUCGAGUGUUUGGCUGACUUGAAAAAGAAUUUGAUGAAGCUGGGUCUAGACCUAUUAAUUCAAAAUGGGAAACCUGAAGAAAUUCUUCCUUCACUUGCUAAGGCAUAUGGAGUCCACACUGUUUAUGCCCAGAAAGAAACAUGCAGUGAGGAGCUGAAUGUUGAAAGAUUAGUUUCCAAAAGUUUGCAGAAAGUUGUGCUAUCAUCAUCCAAAGGUCAAUCUGUUAAGCCAAAUUCUACAAAUAGCACUAAAUUGGAAUUGAUCUGGGGGUCUAGUAUGUACCAUAUAGAUGAUCUUCCAUUCAGUUGCAACUCUUUACCAGAUGUGUAUACUCAGUUUCGUAAGUCAGUUGAAUCCAAGUCCAAAGUGCGAAGUUGCAUAAAGAUCCCAACAUCACUCGGUCCGGCACCCAGCAUAAAGGAUUGGGGAUGUAUACCGGAAAUUACUGUUCUUGGGCUAGAGAAAGCGAAGGUUGGCAAAGGAUUGGCAUUUGUGGGAGGUGAAAGUGCAGCUGUCAGUAGAGUAUGCGAGUAUUUCUGGACUAAGAAUCUAUUGAGGACCUACAAAGAAACACGUAAUGGAAUGUUAGGACCUGAUUACUCCACAAAAUUUUCUCCUUGGCUUGCCUCUGGAAGCCUUUCACCUCGUUUUAUUUACGAAGAGGUGAAGAGAUUUGAAAGGGAGCGAGAAUCAAAUGAUUCAACUUACUGGGUUUUGUUCGAAUUGAUAUGGAGGGAUUACUUUAGAUUUCUAUCAAUCAAGCAAGGAAACUCUAUCUUUCAUGCAGGUGGUCCUCGAAAAGUGGAGGCUAACUGGAGCCAAAAUCCGACAUUGUUUGAUGCAUGGAGAAACGGUCAGACAGGGUAUCCUCUCAUUGAUGCAAACAUGAAAGAACUAUUGACCACUGGAUUCAUGUCAAAUCGUGGGCGACAGAUUGUAUGUUCCUUUCUUGUACGAGACAUGAAUAUUGACUGGAGAAUGGGAGCUGAAUGGUUCGAGACAUGCCUUUUGGACUAUGAUCCAUGCUCCAAUUACGGUAAUUGGACCUAUGGUGCUGGUGUUGGGAAUGACCCAAGAGAGGAUCGCUACUUCAGCAUUCCGAAGCAGGCACAGAAUUACGAUCCUGAAGGAGAAUUUGUGGCUUACUGGUUACCUCAGUUGCGGGUGCUUCCGAAAGAGAAAAGACACUUUCCUGGACUGUUGUACAUUAAACCCGUUGUUGCUCUCAAAUUUGGGAACACCAAAACAACGAAUAACAAGACAAUGGGAUCUGGAACAAGAACUACAGCAGACGAAAAUAGAUGGAAGGGGCGUAAAGGAAACAGAACACAAUAGCCUGCUCCUAACAGACCCGUCUCAGGUUACCAGAGAGGCAUCUUUAGGUGUGAGUUUGGAUAGAACAUUCCUCACAAGUUUAGAGCUUGGACAUCCCUGAUUGUUGUGCAAGGGUGUACAUAUACUUGCAAAUGCUUCUUGAAGAAUAAAAGAAUUGGGAAGCCAAUGAAGCGGUUAAGGUGUUGGGUUUGCUUGGUCAUUGUCGAUCUGUUGUGUAUAUAUACUCAUUUAUGUUGUCUUCAACACGUCUUCUUGCAGAUAUAACAAAUUUAUUUUUUGAUCAACACAAUUUUCAUAUAGUGGCUAUGAGACAUGAAUUUAGGUCUUUUGCUCAGUUCUAGUUUUAUGUUAACAAAUUGAUACAAGUGUUUUAAGUUGUUGGAAAUGUUACACUUGUUUUUAUUUUAAA